GAAUGAUACAGUUCCGAUCAGAUUUGUAUAUAUACAGAGAGAGAGAUCUAGAGAGAGAGAGAGAGAGAGAAAUAAGUCUUAGAGAGAGAGAGAGAGGUUAUUCCGUCCUGAGGUGGAACGAUGUCGUUACCAAAGCCAACCACCGCCGCCGAGAAAAAAGCCUUCCCGUCAAUCGCAGCAUGCGACGUCUCCGCCGUGAGCGACAGCUCGAUCGCGGCGGACCUCGACGGCACGCUGCUGAUCUCCCGAUCUUCGUUCCCUUACUUCAUGCUGGUGGCGAUCGAGGCCGGGAGCCUACUCCGCGGCCUCGCUCUGCUGCUCUCUUUCCCUGUCAUCGCAAUCGCCUACGUAUUCGUCUCUGAGUCCCUCGCGAUUCAGAUGCUUAUAUUUAUUUCCUACGCUGGACUCAAGAUCCGAGAUAUCGAGCUGGCGUCGCGAGCUGUGCUUCCGAGGUUUUAUGCGGCGGAUGUUAGGGCGGACAGCUACGAGGUGUUCGAGAAGUGCCGUCGAAAGGUGGUGGUGACAGCGAAUCCGACGGUGAUGGUUGAGCCGUUCGUGAAGGAGUAUUUGGGAGGUGACAAGGUGUUGGGUACUGAGAUCGAGGUGAAUCCGAAGACAAAGAGGGCCACCGGGUUUGUGAAGAGGCCAGGGGUUUUGGUGGGAAAAUGGAAGAGAUUGGCGGUUGCGAAGGAAUUUGGGGAGAAAUCACCUGAUAUUGGGAUCGGUGAUCGGGAGUCGGAUCACGAUUUCAUGUCCACGUGCAAGGAGGGCUACAUGGUGCUCCCUAACAAAUCAGCAUCUCCAGUCCCGCUUGAUCGCCUCAAAAGCCGAAUCAUCUUCCAUGAUGGCCGUCUUGUUCAAUCCCCGACGCCACUCAACGCUCUCAUCACGUACAUUUGGCUGCCAUUUGGGUUCAUCCUUUCACUUAUCCGAAUUUACUUCAAUAUCCCUCUUCCUGAACGCAUCGUACGGUACACCUACCCAAUGCUCGGCAUCAACCUCAUAAUCCGCGGAACCCCGCCUCCUCCCCCAUCCCCCGGGUCCCCAGGCAAACUCUAUGUGUGCAAUCACCGCACUGCCCUCGAUCCUAUCGUGAUCGCCAUUGCACUCGGACGCAAAGUCUCGUGCGUGACGUACAGCGUAAGCCGCCUCUCGAGGUUUAUAUCUCCGAUCCCAGCUGUCGCUUUGACCCGGGAUCGUGAAGCAGACGCAGCCCGGAUCAAAUCAAUUCUCGAUAAGGGCGACCUAGUGGUGUGCCCUGAAGGGACCACAUGCCGCGAGCCUUACUUGCUCCGGUUCAGCGCUUUGUUUGCUGAACUGAGCGAUAAAAUCGUACCCGUGGCUGUCAACUCUAAACAGAACAUGUUCCAUGGAACCACAGUUCGAGGGUUUAAAUUUUGGGACUCUUACUUCUUCUUCAUGAACCCAAGGCCCACGUACGAGGUUACGUUCCUUGACCAAUUGCCGAAAGAGAUGAGUUGUAAGGGGGGCGGGAAAUCGUCGAUCGAGGUGGCUAAUCACGUGCAAAAGGUUUUGGGUGGGGUGCUGGGUUUUGAGUGCACCCAAUUGACUAGGAAGGAUAAGUAUAUGUUGUUGGGAGGGAAUGAUGGGAAGGUCGAAUCCAUGUAUUCGAAGAAGUAAUUGUGAGGUGAUUUGUGUUCUGUUAUAUAUGGUACUGUUUGAGGGAGAGGGAUUUCAUUCGAAGGGUGUUGUUGGGCAUUUUUUUCGUAUUCUAUAUAUGUGGAUUGAGAUCAGAUGGAGGAUUUUAUUAUGUAGCGUUCGGCCGUUGAUUUAGUAAAUGAUUUUGUGAUUUAAA
Rhododendron vialii is the source of this 1816-nucleotide messenger RNA. RefSeq names its product probable glycerol-3-phosphate acyltransferase 8. NCBI's taxonomy places the organism in Eukaryota, Viridiplantae, Streptophyta, Magnoliopsida, Ericales, Ericaceae. Gene Ontology annotation, biological process: cutin biosynthetic process. Bases 121 to 1641 code for a protein of 506 amino acids. The record is from RefSeq and is a predicted model, not a curated record. The transcript has 3 exons. Gene Ontology annotation, cellular component: membrane. Gene Ontology annotation, molecular function: phosphatase activity; glycerol-3-phosphate 2-O-acyltransferase activity.